AUGUCUCGAAACGUUAGUCAGGUCACCUUCUUCCGCGUCAAAUCUUCCGUCAAGCCCGAAGACCCCUCCAGCGAAGAAGGCGAGGCUCUACUGAGGAUCUUCCGCACGACCCAACAGCAAAGCGGUCAUGAUAGUUCAUCCUGGGGACGCACCUCCGAAGACGAAAACACAAUCGUCUGGGUUGUAGACUGGACCGAAGCUCGCAGCUCAAUGAACAUCCGACUGCUCGACCCAUUCCUGGCCCCAGACAACCCCCAGCCACCGUCAUCACUCCACGUCACGUUCAGCCCACCACUCUCCAGCACAGAAAUCCUAACCAGAAACCCCGUGACCGAGCUGUGCACACUGGCAUUCCCGAGCGACCUCGAAGCACGAGCAGUAAGGCAGAUCAACGGGGACUUGAUCAACUUCCGCACUACACUGGUCGAGCAGCUGCCACAGGCAGCCGGGCCGCGGUCGUGGUCGAUGGGGCAUGUCGAUCGGCCGAGCAAGUUACCACACGCGAGAAGUCCAAGUGGGCAAGCUUUUGCGCACCUCCUUGCUGUUGGUUGGGAUAGUAUAGAGGCGCAUUUCAAGGCCAAGGAGACGGAGAAGUUUGUUGAGAGUAUUGCACCUCUGAGAGAAAAGAUGCUGGCGCCUAUUCCUGGGUUGGAGAUGAAACAUGUCAGUUUCCAAAAGAUUUGA
Messenger RNA from Penicillium vulpinum, 684 nucleotides. RefSeq lists its product as uncharacterized. Bases 1 to 684 code for a protein of 227 amino acids. NCBI's taxonomy places the organism in Eukaryota, Fungi, Ascomycota, Eurotiomycetes, Eurotiales, Aspergillaceae. The transcript is spliced from 2 exons. The record is from RefSeq and is a predicted model, not a curated record.